UCCUGUGUGGGUGUGCAGGGCCUGUAUCUCAGACCCCUGAAGACAUAAAAACACAAAAAAUGAAGGCCUUUACUACACACACCAUCAUGGUUGCAUUGCCCUCCAUCACUGUGCGCAACAAACCGGCUAUGCUUAGCUGCUAAUCACAGGAUUAUUCUGCUUAACUAAGACUAUUAAGUGUUCCACUUUCAAAUGGCGUCUCCCACAGGCAGACCUUGGAGAGGAUCAUCCCUUCACUAUAGAGCUCUUACAGGGAAGUGAAUAAUACACAAGGGUCCCAGGGGCAGGGCCGGGAAGAAACCCUUGUAUACCAACAGGAUGUCACGGUAGGUUACACUUAGGUAGGCACAGAGGUGGAGAGAGAGAAGAACUGCAAAGGAGGAAGAUGGACCUCAGAGGAACCCACAGAGUACAGUAGGUACCACGCACACAACCAUAAACACGCACAGCACCACAUUACUAUCAUCUACAGUUUGGUUGUCAACUUGUAGUGUUGAUUAAGUGUAGUAUUUUACUGCUUAAACGCCUGCCAUAAUGAACCCUAAUUGAAUCCUAAUUGCAGUGAAUUAAUGUUUUUCUACAAGUUGAUUGAAAGUCAAUACGCUGAUUAAUUUAUUGAUUUUUUUCAUUAAUUCUUUUCAUUUUAUCAUCAGUUACUCAUUCAACAGAUGUGGAGCUGCAGAGGGCUGAAUUAUUGAGACAAAACCAGCACGAGUAAUGAGGACAAUAUCUCUUCUGUCUGCUCAGCAACACUGCUCUGCCUCCGGUUUUGACAUAGACCCUGUUUAUCCGUCUGGAGCAACAAGCCAGGACUGGGACUGUCUCUCAUGUCAUCUCUGACAUGAUGCUCCUGAUGCUGAUGGGGAUAAUGCUGCUGCCGUUGAUGAUAUCUAACACUGGCCAGUCACUUAUCUGACUAUCCUGCAGCACAGACACAUAUUCCUUGUCAGUUAAGGCAGCAGCAGAGACAGAAGGAGACAGUCAGUGUGGAAUCAAUGCCAAUGGCCCUGUUUAUCUGGAGGUGCACCGUCAGGACACCUGUGGCUCUGUAGUCCUCGCAUAACCUCGUCGUUGCUGUCCGAGUGAGAAUAAUCAUGGCCAGCAUGCCGGUUCAACUCCUUGGCUUCUUCUUGGGGCUGUUGGGGUUUGCAGGAACUGUUGUUGCAACUCUGCUCCCCCACUGGCGCAGCACAGCCUACCUGGGCUCCAACAUCAUCACAGCCACCGCCUACAUGAAAGGCCUGUGGAUGGAGUGUGUAUGGCACAGCACCGGCAUCUACCAGUGUGAGCUGUACAGAUCACUGCUGGCACUGCCACGCGACCUGCAGGCUGCCCGGGCGCUCAUGGUUCUCUCCUGCAUCACCUCAGUCCUGGCAUCUCUGGUUUCUGUGAUGGGAAUGAAGUGUACCCGCUUCGCCCAGGGCUCGUUGAUCAAGUCUCCCCUUGCACUAAGCGGGGCAGUUUGUUUUCUCUGUGCUGGCCUGCUCUGCCUGGUCACUGUGUCCUGGACCACCAACGAUGUUGUCAUGGAUUUCUACGACCCCUUCCUUCUCAGUGGGAUGAAGUAUGAGAUCGGCCUGGCCGUGUACCUCGGGUACGCCUCGGCCUUCCUCAGCCUGACCGCAGGGCUGGUGCUGUGCUGGAGCAGCAGUGGUGACAGGUCACAGAGGCCCCACUAUGUGCAGAGGAAUCAACCACCAUCGCCUCCCCCUGCCUUCAACAACAUAUAUCCUCCUGCUCCGCUGUAUAAGCCCCCCGAGGCCCUGAAGGACAAUCGUGCUCCCUCCCUUUGCUCCCUUGCCAGCAGUGGUUAUAGGCUCAAUAACUACGUCUAAGGCCGGGGAAAUACUAACACAGUAACUGCAAAGUCACAGGAACUGCUUUGAAUGAAAAAAAAAGACCAAAACAGUCAACUGAACACUUAUUUAUAAUGUAAACUUUAAUAUCUUUGCAGGCAUUUUCGUCUCUUCCAUACCCAUAAAACAAGUUUAAUAAAUAGAAAAGGAAUGACCAGUAUGUUACAUCACCAUGACUGACGAAUAUUCAGAUGCCACAUUUGUAGGGCAUUCCUCUAACUUUAACAUAACCAGAUGUGAGAGCCUAACAAAACCCUGAACCACAGUGUUUGUGUGAGAGAGAGAGAACUGAAACCUGUUGACCUGCUGCCAUGUACCUAAAGGACCAGGAGGUGGCAAUGUUUUACUGCAAAUAGCCACAGAAGGGACCGUUUAAAACAGAUUUCACAUACUGUGCUGUAAUAAUAAUGGAUAAGCAAUUGUUCUGUUUCUUCCUUGUUGUAGCCUAUUUUGUAGUUGGGAUUAACUGUCUGAAAGCCAGUUCAAUUAUAAUAAAUCCCUGUUUUAUUGGGGGUCAAAGUAGAUAUUUCAAUGUUAAAGUAAGAAAAACACAGCUGUAAUUAAUAAAAUCACUGCCCAGCCUUACUGUGAUAUUUAAAUGGA
Micropterus dolomieu (smallmouth bass) is the source of this 2459-nucleotide messenger RNA. Its product is annotated as claudin-14-like. Gene Ontology annotation, biological process: cell adhesion; bicellular tight junction assembly. Lineage: Eukaryota; Metazoa; Chordata; Actinopteri; Centrarchiformes; Centrarchidae. Bases 1095 to 1835 code for a protein of 246 amino acids. The record is from RefSeq and is a predicted model, not a curated record. The transcript is spliced from 3 exons. Gene Ontology annotation, cellular component: bicellular tight junction; plasma membrane. Gene Ontology annotation, molecular function: structural molecule activity.